ACCCAAACCUAGUUUUACAUACAAUUAUAAACAUAACCUUGCUUGUAACGCGUGCAAGAUGCGUAAACAGUUGUUUUCCAAUAUAUUAGAAGUAAGAAAAUUAUGUUACGAGUAUUUUAAACCAUGUAUAAAUAAUACAAUUACAUAUUCUUACUUAAAACAAAUUAAACAUUUUUCGACAGAAAAGAAUGAUAAAUUUAAAAAUGUCGAAAAUUUAGAUGAUACCUCACAUAACCUUUCUGGUUCAUUGAGUUCCAGUUACAAAGUCUUUGAUGAUAAAGAUUCAGAAAUUAUACGCGAUAUUGGUGAGAAAGAAAAAACUAUUCAGUUAAAAGAUUUGCAGUCUGAAGAAGAAUAUUAUGAUCCUUAUGAAGGAAUAAAUUUAGAACGUGGAGUUAGUGGAGUAUUUGAAAUAGAAGACUUGGUGUCAUUGUUGCAAAGAGAAAAGGCGCAAAAUAUUUUUGUGGUAACAGUUCCUCCUAAACUAUCAUAUGUUAGUUACUUGGUUGUAGUCACAGGAAAAUCACAGAAACAUAUGAUAGCCCUUGCUACUUUUAUACGUAAAGUAUACAAAUUGAAAAGACAUAAAACAGAUUUAAUACCUGUUAUUGAAGGACAAGAAUCAAAGGAUUGGGUAGCUCUAGAUUUAGGUAAUAUAGCAUUACAUGUUUUUUCAAAGUCUGCACGAAUAUUAUAUGAUCUAGAAACAUUAUGGUCUGUUGGUGCUGAUUAUGAAAAUAAAACUGGAAAAUCAUCUGUGGAUAUUAUGGAACAAUUUAAUAAAUUUCUGUCUGAUAUGAAUCCUAUUGAAGAUAAUAAUAUAAGGAAUGACAAUAAAUAAAAUUGUUAUUAAUCUGUAAUAUA
Molecule: messenger RNA, 864 nt
Organism: Nomia melanderi (Alkali bee)
Lineage: Eukaryota; Metazoa; Arthropoda; Insecta; Hymenoptera; Halictidae
Gene: RsfS312
Product: ribosomal silencing factor RsfS-like protein, 312
Biological process (GO): negative regulation of translation; negative regulation of ribosome biogenesis
Cellular component (GO): mitochondrion
Molecular function (GO): ribosomal large subunit binding
Source: RefSeq, a predicted model, not a curated record